CGUAAUCACUCCCAUAAUUAUCUACUAAAUGAUACCCCGCAACGUGACUACUAAAUUAUGGGAGAGGAGACGCGUCGUUGUUUGAUGUUUCACAAACCGUCGUUUGUAAAAUAUGUCGAAUUUCUUGUACCUGUGUAGUACGGAUUCGCUUAAAUGAUCGUAUUUCUAACGUGAAAAUUCGGCGCGCUAGACAUAUUUAUCAAUAAAAGAUUCACUUUAACACGUGUACCGAUAUGUAGAGCACGAAAAAGCUUAACUACACGACUCGAUUUACGUUGAUAACCCAAUUAAAUGUUUUAUAAUACACAGUAUAAAACAAUUGUUUCAUUGCGAUGUUGUACGUAUUUUAGUAAAGUGUUGUGUCUUUUACGUUUUAACUCAUAAAGAUCAAUGUUUGACAAAUGAAUUUCCUAGUCAGUAUUCAAUUUUUUUCAAUACAUUGCUUGUGUGCAUAUAGUCAAUAAAUUAUUAAUCAACUAUGAUGAUGGAUGAUGUAAAUUAUUUCGGUACAAACAAUAAUGAUGACAAGAUAAAUACUUCAUAUCAUUUAUUAAGUAUAGAAAAUACAGAAAAGCAACACGUAAAAGUAUGCCAAGUAUUUUUAAGAAAAGUGUAUACACUUCUAAUACUUCAAUUGUUUGCAUUCAACUUAAUGGGAUUUUUCUGUUUAUUUACACCAAAAAUACGAUUUUUUAUUUACAACUUUGAAUAUAUGUUAUCUAUUACAUUAAUUUUUAAUGUGGCUGUACUUAUAUUUUUACAUAUGAAACGCAAGCAUUAUCCUGCUAAUCUUAUAAUUUUAAUAAUUUUUACUGUUAUAGAAGCUUGUACUGUAGGAAUUGUAGUCACAUCAUUUGAUUUAUUUAUACUGCUACAAACAUUAUUACUCACCUUAGUUUCAAUAAUAGCAACAAUAUUAUAUUUAAGUAAGACAAAGAGAGUGGGAUUAUCUUUGACUGAAUAUUGUGUUUUGCUAAUUAUAACUAUAUUUUCGUCUGGUGUGUUAAUACAAAUAAUACUGGGCAGUACUACAUAUGAACUCGUAUUGUCAAGUAUUAGUUCAUUAUUAUUUUCAAUGUUCCUCGUGCAUGAUGCUCAGAAAUUGAUGUGGAAAUUACAUCCUGAAGAUUAUGUUUUUGGUACCAUUAGUAUAUAUUUUGAUAUAAUCAAUUUAAUUCCUUAUGCACUUCAUAAAGUUUAUAACUUAAGAUUCUAAUAUAUUAUAAUUUUAAAAUUAAAAUAUGUAAAAGUUA
Molecule: messenger RNA, 1253 nt
Organism: Melanaphis sacchari
Lineage: Eukaryota; Metazoa; Arthropoda; Insecta; Hemiptera; Aphididae
Product: protein lifeguard 4-like
Exons: 8
Coding region: 479-1216 (245 amino acids)
Cellular component (GO): membrane
Source: RefSeq, a predicted model, not a curated record